This is a messenger RNA of Bombina bombina (fire-bellied toad), 5751 nucleotides long. Its product is annotated as dynein heavy chain-like. Lineage: Eukaryota; Metazoa; Chordata; Amphibia; Anura; Bombinatoridae. The record is from RefSeq and is a predicted model, not a curated record. The coding region runs from base 36 to 1697 and encodes 553 amino acids. The transcript has 2 exons.
AGCUGGGGCAUUAUGGGUAUACAGUACAUGUGUGUAUGAGGUGUAAUUUAUAUGUAUUAUAUACAUGUGAGCUGGGGCAUUAUGGGUAUACAGUACAUGUGUGUAUGAGGUGUAAUUUAUAUGUAUUAUAUACAUGUGAGCUGGGGCAUUAUGGGUAUACAGUACAUGUGUGUAUGAGGUGUAAUUUAUAUGUAUUAUAUACAUGUGAGCUGGGGCAUUAUGGGUAUACAGUACAUGUGUGUAUGAGGUGUAAUUUAUAUGUAUUAUAUACAUGUGAGCUGGGGCAUUAUGGGUAUACAGUACAUGUGUGUAUGAGGGGUAAUUUAUAUGUAUUAUAUACAUGUGAGCUGGGGCAUUAUGGGUAUACAGUACAUGUGUGUAUGAUGUGUAAUUUAUAUGUAUUAUAUACAUGUGAGCUGGGGUAUUAUGGGUAUACAGUGCAUGUGUGUAUGAGGUGUAAUUUAUAUGUAUUAUAUACAUGUGAGCUGGGGCAUUAUGGGUAUACAGUACAUGUGUGUAUGAGGUGUAAUUUAUAUGUAUUAUAUACAUGUGAGCUGGGGUAUUAUGGGUAUACAGUACAUGUGUGUGUGAGGUGUAAUUUAUAUGUAUUAUAUACAUGUGAGCUGGGGCAUUAUGGGUAUACAGUACAUGUGUGUAUGAGGUGUAAUUUAUAUGUAUUAUAUACAUGUGAGCUGGGGCAUUAUGGGUAUACAGUACAUGUGUGUAUGAGAUGUAAUUUAUAUGCAUUAUAUACAUGUGAGCUGGGGCAUUAUGGGUAUACAGUACAUGUGUGUAUGAGGUGUAAUUUAUAUGUAUUAUAUACAUGUGAGCUGGGGCAUUAUGGGUAUACAGUACAUGUGUGUAUGAGGUGUAAUUUAUAUGUAUUAUAUACAUGUGAGCUGGGGCAUUAUGGGUAUACAGUACAUGUGUGUAUGAGGUGUAAUUUAUAUGUAUUAUAUACAUGUGAGCUGGGGCAUUAUGGGUAUACAGUACAUGUGUGUAUGAGGUGUAAUUUAUAUGUAUUAUAUACAUGUGAGCUGGGGUAUUAUGGGUAUACAGUACAUGUGUGUGUGAGGUGUAAUUUAUAUGUAUUAUAUACAUGUGAGCUGGGGCAUUAUGGGUAUACAGUACAUGUGUGUAUGAGGUGUAAUUUAUAUGUAUUAUAUACAUGUGAGCUGGGGCAUUAUGGGUAUACAGUACAUGUGUGUAUGAGAUGUAAUUUAUAUGCAUUAUAUACAUGUGAGCUGGGGCAUUAUGGGUAUACAGUACAUGUGUGUAUGAUGUGUAAUUUAUAUGUAUUAUAUACAUGUGAGCUGGGGCAUUAUGGGUAUACAGUACAUGUGUGUAUGAUGUGUAAUUUAUAUGCAUUAUAUACAUGUGAGCUGGGGUAUUAUGGGUAUACAGUACAUGUGUGUAUGAGGUGUAAUUUAUAUGCAUUAUAUAUAUGUGAGCUGGGGCAUUAUGGGUAUACAGUACAUGUGUGUAUGAGGUGUAAUUUAUAUGCAUUAUAUACAUGUGAGCUGGGGCAUUAUGGGUAUACAGUACAUGUGUGUAUGAGGUGUAAUUUAUAUGUAUUAUAUACAUGUGAGCUGGGGCAUUAUGGGUAUACAGUACAUGUGUGUAUGAGAUGUAAUUUAUAUGCAUUAUAUAAAUGUGAGCUGGGGUAUUAUGGGUAUACAGUACAUGUGUGUGUAUGAGGUGUAAUUUAUAUGUAUUAUAUACAUGUGAGCUGGGGCAUUAUGGGUAUACAGUACAUGUGUGUGUAUGAGGUGUAAUUUAUAUGUAUUAUAUACAUGUGAGCUGGGGCAUUAUGGGUAUACAGUACAUGUGUGUAUGAGGUGUAAUUUAUAUGUAUUAUAUACAUGUGAGCUGGGGCAUUAUGGGUAUACAGUACAUGUGUUAAUGAGGUGUAAUUUAUAUGUAUUAUAUACAUGUGAGCUGGGGCAUUAUGGGUAUACAGUACAUGUGUGUAUGAGGUGUAAUUUAUAUGUAUUAUAUACAUGUGAGCUGGGGCAUUAUGGGUAUACAGUACAUGUGUGUGUAUGAUGUGUAAUUUAUAUGCAUUAUAUACAUGUGAGCUGGGGCAUUAUGGGUAUACAGUACAUGUGUGUAUGAGGUGUAAUUUAUAUGUAUUAUAUACAUGUGAGCUGGGGCAUUAUGGGUAUACAGUACAUGUGUGUGUAUGAUGUGUAAUUUAUAUGCAUUACAUACAUGUGAGCUGGGGCAUUAUGGGUAUACAGUACAUGUGUGUAUGAGGUGUAAUUUAUAUGCAUUAUAUACAUGUGAGCUGGGGUAUUAUGGGUAUACAGUACAUGUGUGUAUGAGGUGUAAUUUAUAUGUAUUAUAUACAUGUGAGCUGGGGCAUUAUGGGUAUACAGUACAUGUGUGUAUGAGGUGUAAUUUAUAUGUAUUAUAUACAUGUGAGCUGGGGCAUUAUUGGUAUAUACAGUACAUGUGUGUAUGAGGUGUAAUUUAUAUGUAUUAUAUACAUGUGAGCUGGGGUAUUAUGGGUAUACAGUACAUGUGUGUGUAUGAGGUGUAAUUUAUAUGUAUUAUAUACAUGUGAGCUGGGGCAUUAUGGGUAUACAGUACAUGUGUGUAUGAGGUGUAAUUUAUAUGUAUUAUAUACAUGUGAGCUGGGGCAUUAUGGGUAUACAGUACAUGUGUGUAUGAUGUGUAAUUUAUAUGUAUUAUAUACAUGUGAGCUGGGGCAUUAUGGGUAUACAGUACAUGUGUGUAUGAGGUGUAAUUUAUAUGCAUUAUAUACAUGUGAGCUGGGGCAUUAUGGGUAUACAGUACAUGUGUGUAUGAGGUGUAAUUUAUAUGUAUUAUAUACAUGUGAGCUGGGGUAUUAUGGGUAUACAGUACAUGUGUGUAUGAGGUGUAAUUUAUAUGUAUUAUAUACAUGUGAGCUGGGGUAUUAUGGGUAUACAGUGCAUGUGUGUAUGAGGUGUAAUGUAUAUGUAUUAUAUACAUGUGAGCUGGGGCAUUAUGGGUAUACAGUACAUGUUUGUGUAUGAGAUGUAAUUUAUAUGCAUUAUAUACAUGUGAGCUGGGGCAUUAUGGGUAUACAGUACAUGUGUGUGUAUGAUGUGUAAUUUAUAUGUAUUAUAUACAUGUGAGCUGGGGCAUUAUGGGUAUACAGUACAUGUGUGUGGAUGAGAUGUAAUUUAUAUGCAUUAUAUACAUGUGAGCUCGGCAUUAUGGGUAUACAGUACAUGUGUGUGUAUGAUGUAUAAUUUAUAUGUAUUAUAUACAUGUGAGCUGGGGCAUUAUGGGUAUACAGUACAUGUGUGUGUAUGAGAUGUAAUUUAUAUGUAUUAUAUACAUGUGAGCUGGGGCAUUAUAGGUAUACAGUACAUGUGUGUAUGAGGUGUAAUUUGUAUGUAUUAUAUACAUGUGAGCUGGGGCAUUAUGGGUAUACAGUACAUGUGUGUAUGAGGUGUAAUUUAUAUGUAUUAUAUACAUGUGAGCUGGGGCAUUAUGGGUAUACAGUACAUGUGUGUAUGAGGUGUAAUUUAUAUGUAUUAUAUACAUGUGAGCUGGGGCAUUAUGGGUAUACAGUACAUGUGUAUAUGAGGUGUAAUGUAUAUGUAUUAUAUACAUGUGAGCUGGGGCAUUAUGGGUAUACAGUACAUGUGUGUGUAUGAUGUGUAAUUUAUAUGCAUUACAUACAUGUGAGCUGGGGCAUUAUGGGUAUACAGUACAUGUGUGUAUGAUGUGUAAUUUAUAUGCAUUAUAUACAUGUGAGCUGGGGUAUUAUGGGUAUACAGUACAUGUGUGUAUGAGGUGUCAUUUAUAUGUAUUAUAUACAUGUGAGCUGGGGCAUUAUGGGUAUACAGUACAUGUGUGUAUGAGGUGUAAUUUAUAUGUAUUAUAUACAUGUGACCUGGGGCAUUAUGGGUAUACAGUACAUGUGUGUAUGAUGUGUAAUUUAUAUGCAUUAUAUACAUGUGAGCUGGGGUAUUAUGGGUAUACAGUACAUGUGUGAGUGAGGUGUAAUUUAUAUGCAUUAUAUACAUGUGAGCUGGGGCAUUAUGGGUAUACAGUGCAUGUGUGUAUGAUAUGUAAUUUAUAUGCAUUAUAUACAUGUGAGCUGGGGCAUUAUGGGUAUACAGUACAUGUGUGUAUGAGGUGUAAUUUAUAUGUAUUAUAUACAUGUGAGCUGGGGCAUUAUGGGUAUACAGUACAUGUGUGUAUGAGAUGUAAUUUAUAUGUAUUAUAUACAUGUGAGCUGGGGCAUUAUGGGUAUACAGUACAUGUGUGUAUGAUGUGUAAUUUAUAUGUAUGAUAUACAUGUGAGCUGGGGCAUUAUGGGUAUACAGUACAUGUGUGUGUGAGGUAUAAUUUAUAUGUAUUAUAUACAUGUGAGCUGGGGCAUUAAUGGUAUACAGUACAUGUGUGUGUAUGAGGUGUAAUUUAUAUGUAUUAUAUACAUGUGAGCUGGGGUAUUAUGGGUAUACAGUACAUGUGUGUAUGAGGUGUAAUUUAUAUGUAUUAUAUACAUGUGAGCUGGGGCAUUAUGGGUAUACAGUACAUGUGUGUAUGAGAUGUAAUUUAUAUGUAUUAUAUACAUGUGAGCUGGGGCAUUAUGGGUAUACAGUACAUGUGUGUAUGAGAUGUAAUUUAUAUGUAUUAUAUACAUGUGAGCUGGGGCAUUAUGGGUAUACAGUACAUGUGUGUAUGAGAUGUAAUUUAUAUGUAUUAUAUACAUGUGAGCUGGGGUAUUAUGGGUAUACAGUACAUGUGUGUAUGUAUGAGGUGUAAUUUAUAUGCAUUAUAUACAUGUGAGCUGGGGCAUUAUGGGUAUACAGUACAUGUGUGUGUGAGGUAUAAUUUAUAUGUAUUAUAUAUAUGUGAGCUGGGGUAUUAUGGGUAUACAGUACAUGUGUGUGUGAGGUAUAAUUUAUAUGUAUUAUAUAUAUGUGAGCUGGGGUAUUAUGGGUAUACAGUACAUGUGUGUAUGAGGUGUAAUUUAUAUGUAUUAUAUACAUGUGAGCUGGGACAUUAUGGGUAUACAGUACAUGUGUGUAUGAGAUGUAAUGUAUAUGUAUUAUAUACAUGUGAGCUGGGGCAUUAAUGGUAUACAGUACAUGUGUGUAUGUAUGAGGUGUAAUUUAUAUGCAUUAUAUACAUGUGAGCUGGGGCAUUAUGGGUAUACAGUACAUGUGUGUGUGAGGUAUAAUUUAUAUGUAUUAUAUAUAUGUGAGCUGGGGUAUUAUGGGUAUACAGUAUAUGUGUGUGUGAGGUGUAAUUUAUAUGUAUUAUAUACAUGUGAGCUGGGACAUUAUGGGUAUACAGUACAUGUGUGUAUGAGAUGUAAUGUAUAUGUAUUAUAUACAUGUGAGCUGGGGCAUUAUGGGUAUACAGUACCCUAAGGAAAAGAGUUUAUUUGGGCUGGAUCUAGAUGCUAUAAUUUCCACUGUUACUGGAGGUAAAGGAGCAAGACAAAAAGUCUAAGGGGAAGAAUAGAACUUCAGAUUGUUUUCCCUACUUUCAUCAGAUAUUCUCCUCCUCUUGUGAAAAACAGGAUUCUUCCAGACCUGCCUGGAAAUCUAACUCUUUUUGGAAAAAGUCUAAGCCAUAAAAAAAGCCUUCUUUCUCUUCGAAAUUAUCAUGAAGAUGUGGCCCCCUGAUCCAGAUUCCACUUGUGGUGGCGGCAGAGUAAACCUUUUUCAGAAAGCCUGGGCUCAAUCACCUAGAUUUAGAGUUUUGUCGGUAAAGACCCGCGGUGCUAACAAGGCUUUUUUU